UCUUUCUCUCAGAGCAGAGAAGAAGAAGAAGAAGAAGAAGAAGAAAGAAGCAUUAUAUAGAAAUGCAAGGAGCUGCUGCUACUGAUUCAGGGAUGGCCAACGGUUCUCAGAGCACCAACAUCGGUUACUCUUCCGAUUUUCCGGCCUUCCCGACGCAUGAUGGCCGCUUCAUCCAGUACAACAUCUUUGGAAAUCUGUUCGAGAUCACCGCCAAGUAUCGCCCCCCGAUAAUGCCCAUAGGACGAGGCGCUUACGGAAUCGUCUGUUCGGUAAUGAAUUCGGAGACCAACGAAAUGGUUGCCAUCAAGAAGAUAGCUAAUGCUUUUGACAAUCACAUGGACGCCAAACGCACGCUUCGUGAGAUUAAGCUUCUUCGGCACUUGGAUCACGAGAAUGUAAUAGCCAUAAGAGAUGUAAUUCCACCACCUAUACCAAGAGCAUUUUCUGAUGUCUAUAUUGCUACUGAACUCAUGGACACCGAUCUCCACCAAAUAAUCCGCUCAAAUCAAGAAUUAUCGGAGGAGCACUGUCAGUAUUUCUUGUACCAAAUCCUUCGUGGGCUGAAGUACAUACAUUCUGCAAGUGUCAUUCAUAGAGAUUUGAAGCCGAGCAACCUCUUGCUGAAUGCAAAUUGCGACCUGAAGAUAUGUGAUUUUGGUCUUGCUCGACCAACUUCAGAGAAUGAGUUUAUGACAGAAUAUGUUGUUACCAGAUGGUACAGGGCACCAGAAUUGUUAUUAAACUCUUCUGACUACACUGCUGCAAUUGAUGUGUGGUCAGUGGGUUGCAUAUUUAUGGAGCUAAUGAAUAGGAAGCCAUUAUUUCCGGGUAGAGAUCAUAUGCACCAGAUGCGUCUGUUGACAGAGCUUCUUGGUACGCCCACAGAAGCAGAACUUGGGUUUGUCAAGAAUGAAGAUGCAAGAAGGUUCAUCCGACAACUUCCUCCACAUCCUCGCCAGCCAUUUUCCAAGAUGUUUCCACAUGUUCAUCCAGAUGCAAUUGAUCUCAUUGAGAGAAUGUUGACAUUCAAUCCCACCAAAAGAAUCACUGUUGAAGAAGCACUUGCUCAUCCUUACCUUGCGAGAUUGCAUGAUAUAGCUGAUGAGCCUGUUUGCCCUGAGCCUUUCUCCUUUGAGUUUGAGAAGCAGGCCUUAGUGGAAGAGCAAAUGAAGGAGAUGAUAUACAGAGAGGCCAUAGAAUUCAAUCCAGAGUAUGCCAUUUGGUAACUCUGUUGACUUGGUACUACAGACUCUGCAAGGGAAAUGGCUCCCCUUGAAGGUAUUCAAGAUUGAUUAUUCUAUAUUUUCAUGAGAGGUCAAUUGUUUUACUUGGGCCUUAUUGUUUCCCCAAGGCAAUGUUCUGUGUUCUGAUGUGUAUAGAAAAUGAGUAAAGUUCAGAAUACGAGGGUUGAUAUGUUGUGUAACUCAGGAUUCAAGAGCAUUUGUAAUGAGAAUGUGUAGUGUGGAAUAAAUCACUUAUUCUUUUGUUUAUUAUA
Nelumbo nucifera (sacred lotus) is the source of this 1495-nucleotide messenger RNA. Its product is annotated as mitogen-activated protein kinase 3-like. NCBI's taxonomy places the organism in Eukaryota, Viridiplantae, Streptophyta, Magnoliopsida, Proteales, Nelumbonaceae. Gene Ontology annotation, molecular function: MAP kinase activity; ATP binding. Gene Ontology annotation, biological process: protein phosphorylation. The record is from RefSeq and is a predicted model, not a curated record.